Messenger RNA from Anastrepha obliqua, 3860 nucleotides. RefSeq lists its product as uncharacterized. Lineage: Eukaryota; Metazoa; Arthropoda; Insecta; Diptera; Tephritidae. The record is from RefSeq and is a predicted model, not a curated record. The transcript has 5 exons. The coding region runs from base 92 to 901 and encodes 269 amino acids.
UCAUGUGAUUCAUUGAAUAGCAACGGCUCGGCAAAGUCAUUCAGAAGUUUUUAUCGAUUUCACUAGUGCAACUUUAGCGAUUUUGAAGAAAAUGAACUUAAAAACUUAUUUAAUAUUUGUGUAUCUGUGUUCGAUUUUAACUGUUACUUAUUCUACUGUUGCUGCUGAAUGGAAAAUAAGCCACCUUGUCAACGGUUUAAUGAGCAAUUCUUCGGAGUCAGAGCCGACGAUAGAGGAGAGCGAUGAGGCAGAAGAAACUACCUGGACAAAUAUUAAUGCGCAGGUGGAUGUAGUCAUUCCGAUGGUUUUGAACCACUUAAAUAGUAUGCAGAUUGAACAUAUGCACUUACCGGAUUUGAGCGAGACUAUUUCUUUGACUCCAAUUUUGGCAGUGUACCAGGCCCAGUUGAUUUUAAGCAACGGAAUCGUAUAUAACGUCGAAGGGAUCAAGCGAGAGGGCAACGCUUUGAUGACAUACAGAGACAAGAUAUUUAUAAUUCGAUUCGACUUAAAAAUUAGCAAUUUACAGUUUGAAUACGACUUUCUUCUUCAAUUAAUGCCCGUUCAGGGAUAUGGAAAGGUAAUGGGUGCCUUAGACGACACAAUUGUCCAUGCGGAGAUGUCAAUAGAUGUAACAAAUAUCAGUCUAACCCUCAACAAAUUUCGACUCGUUCAGUUUAGGAAAAUAUACGUUCAGUUGGAGCAGAUUCAAUUAAUACGACAGCUGACUGGCUUAAUUUUGACUCCAAUUACAAAUUUGUUUAAAGAUCGGAUAACUACAUCGAUAUCGGACGGUUUGGAAAAGGAGAUGGGCACUAUUUUUGAGGAUUUUAAUGUCGGUGAUCCUUUACAACUUCGAAUGUUUGCAAAGAAGCUGCUAUCAGGAUUGACAGGUCAAUAAAUAAUAAAAAGUUUUAGUCCACUUUUCACUAGUGAUUUUAAAGAUUUCAUAGAAUGGCAGAAUGGCACUUUUGUAUCGAAUUUAAAUAUUAUUUUGCAAUUUAUUAUAUUAUAUAUAUAAAUAUGUACGUAUGUAUAUGCCGGAUGAAUCAAAUUAAAUGCGAACAGUUACUCAUAAAAGUAUGCAUGCAGAAAAAAUAUUCCCAUGAAAGAGGAUUAUCAAUUCUCUAAAUCAGAAUUAGUACACAGUGGAACAAUAUUUGUAGUUGUGUAGAUGUACCUUGACCCUGUCGUUGUUGGAAAAGCCUUGAUGGCUGCUUUACUUGCUGUGCGAAAAUUACUCUGCUAUAUUGUGUAGCAAUUUUAUAAAUUACUACGCAAAUAUUUCUUUCAUAUUGAAUUUUUUUCCUUAUGCACUCUGCUCGGGAACAUAGGGCCUCGACAAGACUCUUCCACAAGCUGAAUGUGAUGUCGGCUUCUGCUAGCUCACGCAACAUCGACCUUCUCCAAGUAUUCUUUGGACGAUCGCGACCUCUGCUCCCUUGCGUGUUCCAGUCCAAUGCCAUUCUGGUGAUGCUAUCGGGUGGUUUUCUAAGCGUGUGACCUAUCCAUCGCCACUUUUUGCGUUUGAUUUGCCAUAAGAUGGGCGCCUCAUUCGUUGAUCUCCAUAGCGCGUCGUUGUUGAUGGUAUUUUCGACCAGAAUAUUCUACAGAUGAUGCGCAGGCAUUUGUUGACGAAAGAUUGUAGUUUCUGUGGGAUGGUGUUAGAGUCAGUCAUGUUUCAUUCCAUACAACAAUACUGACUUCACACAUGAGCUGAAUAUUCGCAGUUUAGAGCGCCUGGAGAUUUGCGAACUCGACCAUACUGUAUGCACUCGGCCGAACGCCACCCUUGCUUUGUUUAGUCUGUAAUUGACAUCUUAAUCUACUUCGCCGUCGCCUGCAGCCAACAAAUUCCACUGGGCACCCGUCAACCAUUAUAUGUGAUGCUUUAUUGCGGUUGACUCUCAUAGCCUUCGUCUUAGCGCUGUUGAUCUCGAGUCUCACAGUGCGUGCCAGCGUGACUAGUCUGACCACCUUCGCUCGCAUGUCAGUGAGUUUGUGAGAGAGGUGGCAGAUGUCAUCGGCGAAGUCCAUGUCCUCAAGAUGUCUGGUGAAACUCCAUUUGAUGCCUCUUAUUGAUCUAUAGUUUCAUCAAAUAUUUGUUAUACUUCCACUCUUUCUUCAGUUAUACUUGUAUAGCCGCGGAUUUGUAACAACACUACGGCUAUGCUUUGUCUUAUUCAAGCUCAAUGUUAGCUUUCCUUAUUCGUCUGACAUGCAAGAAAUAUGUAAGAGAAAAUAACGAUUUCUCACAUUUCGACGUGUUUCUUGAGCGCAAGUUGAUCGUAAUACCCAGCACUACAUAGUACUCCUCGGACCCAUGGUGAAAAGAAUUGAGAAGGUGUGGCCAAUAACAGACCGGCUCACAGCGAAUUUGCCGAAAUCAGCUGAUAGGCUGACUAGGGCCACGAAGCGGUUUGUUUACGAAGAAAUUAAGGUUGUGUUGGUGAUUUGCGAAAAAAUCGGCAAAUUUCGGCUGCCGAUAAGAUUGUGUUAGUGACAUACGAAAAAAAUCAGGACCGUCUUCGCUCAUAUUGCUUCAUUGCUAUCUGAACAACAACUGUUUGGACUAGUGUGUGAGUACAUGUGAAAUGAUCGUGCAGAAUUCGGUUGAAUCUCACUGCAAGCCGAAAUUCUCCUCACACUUUUCUUUUUCACCUUGUAAAUCUAUCAUCCUUGUCUCGAACCGCUUGUUAUUUUUUUAAGACCAGGUAUGUGUAUCGUUUUAACUUUUCUUAUUGGAAUGCGGCUUCGUGCUUUGUGAAUAUGUGGGAGUGUCCAAGGCAAAUUCGACAUUUGAUAAUACGCGACGGUUGCUCAUUUUCUAUACCUUUUUGAAUUGGAAAGUGACUUAUUUUUCUCAACUUACUUUUGAGAUUUAUUUUCCAAAUCCUACUUUUUAAUUAAUUAAUAUCAAUAUUUAUACAUAAUUAUCUAUCAAAUUUAAAGGGUCUAGUAAAUAUGGUUAAUGUUUUUGUAUCUCGUUCGAACUUGAAAAGAAGCACUCGGAGAUUUGGUAACUCGUAAAGCCCUCAGGCUAAAAAGAUCAUUGUGUUCAAAGCUCUAGAAAGUAAAAGGAUAGAUAGUCAAGGAGGAAUGGAGAGAAGUGAUAGAGAGAAAAAGAUAGAAUAUAAUAGAGACGGAGACAGAGAUAGCUAGUCCUUUGAGCAUUUUCCAGAUUCUUUGACAAAUCUGAAAAUAUCCUGGAUUUUGACAGAACUAAUUUUACUCAUUCUCAUGACAUCAGAACCCUGCACUAGCAAAGGCGGGGUACACGCAGAGAAAAUGUUCAGUGCUAUCUGUAAGCAAGACAGGCCAAUCGGGCCCUCAAUGCUUCCAAUGGUGGGCAUAUGCUGACCCCAUGGAUUGUGUCCUGUAAUAAUAACGACCAUCAACCGAACGUCUUUUCUACCAAGUUUUAGAACAAAGUUCGACAGUUUUCUUUUCGGGCUUGUCCCAAAACACUUUGCAGUUCUGCAGCGUUUUAGAUUGGACCAUCACUUUUCAUGUAAAUUGCAUUCAUAUUCGCAUACAUUUCUCGUUAAAACAUGUUUUAGGAAACUCACUUCAGACAGCAAAUAUUUGGUAAUACCUGCCGUAAGCUUGUUAUUUGUAAUACAAAAUGCUCCAAAAUAAUUCUGCAUACAUACUUUUAUAGUUAACUGUAUGUAUUUCAAAAAUAGUAGCUGUUUCACAUUCCAUACUCAAAAGUUGUUUUUUAAUUCGUAUAUAAUCUUAAAUAUUGUAAAUUAUUAUAUAAAUAGAAAAAGGGUGAUUUGUUGUUGUGUUAGUUUUAAUUACAUUUAUACUUUUACUACAUAGUUAUAGGGCUUGCAACGCUGUAAAUAUUGACUUUU